AUGAUGCGACGAAGUCUAACCAGAAGCCUAACCAGAAGUCCAACUCCGAUUAAAUAUGAUUAUGAUAUUUAUAAGAAGCGAAGUCCAACUUUUGGUAGGCGAUGUCCAGUUUUAAAUCGUCGACCUCGAAAUUCUGUUAAAAAUGAGAUUAAUAGUCGAUCUAAGUCAACAGUGGUAACAUCAACUUCACCAGUAACAACAAUGACACCAACAACUACAUCAACAUCUACCACAACAACAUCCACAACAUCUAGACAAGAUCAACAACAAUCUAUUAUUUCUUGCAGUCAAUCAACAAGAAAUAAUCAUGAUACUAAUAAAUUGGUUUCUUCUCGACUCUCUAGUAGUAUUAAUGCUUCUGGAUCAUCUUGUAAAAGUGCUACAAGUCGUUCGAUAAGUUGUUGGGAUAAUCCAUCUUAUUUUCAGCAUGAUGAUAGAGAAUCUCAAUCCACCGGUGGUAAAAAUGGUGGUACUGGAGGUGGUAAAAAGAUGUCCAGGAAAAGGAAACCAAGACAAUCUCCAUUUAGAUGGCAACAUGAUCUUUUUGAAGAUGAUAAAUCUCCCUUGGAAAAGGUUGAAUCCAGAACAAGUCAGAGGAGGAAAGAAGCCAAAAUGAGUAAAAAGUGUUCAGCUGAUUAA
Panonychus citri (citrus red mite) is the source of this 639-nucleotide messenger RNA. RefSeq lists its product as uncharacterized. The transcript is spliced from 2 exons. The record is from RefSeq and is a predicted model, not a curated record. Bases 1 to 639 code for a protein of 212 amino acids. Lineage: Eukaryota; Metazoa; Arthropoda; Arachnida; Trombidiformes; Tetranychidae.